UGGCGGAUUAUGCUAAUAUUUGAUGGAUUAAACUUUUUGAUACAUAUCCUAUUCACCAGGUACAAUAACAGAUGGGCAUUGUAUGACAGCGGAGGUGAAACAUUUUCAUAUAAAUAGUUUUCAGUUUGUGUUUUCAGCUUUUUGAAUGUCUUUCAACACGACUGCUUGAAAUUGUGUUUUUCAACAUGAAUGUUUGAAAUUGUGUUUUUCAAUGCGACUAUUUGAAAACGUGUUUAUUUUUUCAACAUGACUGUUUGAAAAUGUGUUUUUUUUUCAAGGCGGGCGUUUAUCCAUUUGAAAAUUACAAUUUGGUGAGAAAAUACUUUUCUGGAGUAUCUUGAGGAAAGAUUUAAUAGAAGAUAACUUUAGAGUUUAGAAACUUCAUACGAUGGGGUCUAAUGCUGGUAGGACAAAAAAUUUCCGUAGCGGCUUUCGAUUACCAUUCUCCACUACAGGUAUGUUUUUGAUCAUCUUGCUUCUGACAUGUACGCUAGUUUGUUUGAUAAACUUCAAGACUUACUCGCACCCUACAAGACAUUCGAGAGAAAGUUUCAAUUCUCAGACAGUAGCAUCGCGUUACGGUCAGCUGUUUACCAACUUGGCUGUCAAGUUUUGGGAGGAUUAUAAAACAAACGACAAGGACAGAAAUUUCAGGUUGGCGGAUAAAGUGGGGGGUGGGGUUUAUUGUGAGCCGGUGGAGUUCUUGACUUCAAUGGACCCAUCGCUGGGAUCUCUGGAUCCACGAGCCUUGUGUGAGGGGAUGUCUGGACACUCGGACGUCUUGUGUAGAGUCUACCUGCACCAGAUUGGGGUUCGUAAGACGGAGAUUCACGAAGACGCGUGUGUCUUGCAAGGGUCGGCAACGAAGGUGCCGAAGAUUGUGUACUUCGUGACGUUUGGGAGCUACGAGUUUCAGAUGAGGAAUUACGUGGCCGUGCUGGCGGCUAAAAGACACAUCGACCCCCAGGCUAUCUACGUUAUAGGGGACCAGCACCCCACGGGCCCGUGGUGGGAGUUGGUGAUUCGUGACGUCCCAGGGAUCAGGUUUGUGUACAGGGAGGCGCCGUUGGAGAUCGCAGGCUACAGGAUCAAGAAAAAGGAACACAGGUCUGACGUCAUCAGGCUCCAGAUGUUGUAUCUGAAUGGUGGGAUUUAUCUGGACACGGACAUGGUGGUUUUAAGGAGCCUGGAUGCUUUGUUAGAUCACGACCUGACUAUGGGCCUGAUUGAGAACAUCACAGGCCUGGGUAACGCCUUCAUCUUGGCCAAGCGGGGCAACUCUUUCAUCAGGGACUGGUACAACGGCUACAGGCAGUACAAGAACGAUGUUUGGGGCUACAACUCCAUGGAGCUGGCCAACAGCCUGUACCACAGAAACAAGUCUAGGGUCCACCUCCUCACCGACCACCUCUACAGCCCCAACUGGUUCCAGCUCCAGUACCUGAUCAACGCCAGCCACCCCUACGACUGGCGGAACAACUACGCCAUGCACAUCUGGAGCGGCAAGCACCGACUGCCCCAGUCCGUGGAGGACGUACAGACAGACAACUCCACGGUCGGGCAGGUGUUUCGUUAUAUUUUAUACGGAGAUCCCAGCCCGAGGGUCAAGAAGAUUAAAACUCCGUUGAUAGUUUAGUUGUGUAUAUAGUUUAGUUGUGUAUAUAGUUUAGUUGUGUAUAUAGGUUAGUUGUGUAUAUAGUUUAGUUGUGUAUAUAGUUUAGUUAUCAAUAUUGCUUAGUUGUGUCUGUAGUUGAGUUGUGUAUGUAAUUUGGUGGUGUAUAUAAUUUAGUUUGUGAAUAUAGUUCAAUAAUGUUUAUAGUUUAUCUUGUGUAUAUAGUUAGCCCAGCUCGGGCGCUCUUCUAGUUUUACUAUAAACAUGCCUUGCGUAAAUCGGGCUGUAAUCAAUUGAUGUAGAGUGCGUUGGUUAUUUGCGUGAUGACUGCAAUAGCAUUGUAAAGAAAUUUAUCUCAGGAAAAUACUAUUAUAGCGAGCUUUAUAAAUAAUAUUUAUACUAAAAUUUUAUACCUAUAUGAACUCACAUCU
This is a messenger RNA of Physella acuta, 2043 nucleotides long. RefSeq lists its product as uncharacterized. The record is from RefSeq and is a predicted model, not a curated record. Lineage: Eukaryota; Metazoa; Mollusca; Gastropoda; Physidae.